This is a messenger RNA of Pteronotus mesoamericanus, 1377 nucleotides long. RefSeq names its product eukaryotic translation initiation factor 3 subunit G-like. Gene Ontology annotation, cellular component: cytoplasm; eukaryotic translation initiation factor 3 complex. The record is from RefSeq and is a predicted model, not a curated record. The transcript has a single exon. Gene Ontology annotation, molecular function: translation initiation factor activity; RNA binding. Lineage: Eukaryota; Metazoa; Chordata; Mammalia; Chiroptera; Mormoopidae. Bases 294 to 1256 code for a protein of 320 amino acids.
UUGCUUUAAUGUUUUUACCAGAUGAUGUACAUGUUGUUUUCACUGGACAUAGCCCCAGGGAAGGGAGAGCCAGCUAGGGAAUAGACAGGUCCCAAUGCCAAGGACAGCAGGCAGAAAGCUUCAGAAUUCAGUGGCUUCUGGUCACGUUGCAACAAGUGGAUUUAAGACAGAAAGAGGACCACACCUUGAAUCUUUUGUCUGGUGAUAAUUUAGAAGAUAGACUUCUGGUUUGUAACACUAGAUGGUGAGCACAGUCUCUGGCUGGGCUCCAGCUGCGUGGAGAAGGUUUUGCAAUGCCCACUGGAGACUUUGAUUUGAAGCCCAGCUGGGCCGACCAGGUUGAGGAGGAGGGAGAGGAUGACAAAUGUGUCACCAGUGAACUCCUCAAAGGGAUCCCUUUGGCCACUGGCGACACCAGCCCAGAGCCUGAGCUACUGCCAGGAGUUCCACUUCCACCUCCUAAGGAGGUCAUCAAUGGAAACAUCAAGACAGUGACCGAGUAUAAGAUAGAUGAGGAUGGCAAGAAGUUCAAGAUUGUCCGCACCUUCAGAAUUGAGACCUGGAAGGCCUCAAAGGCUGUUGCAAGGAGGAAGAACUGGAGGAAGUUUGGGAACUCAGAGUUUGACCCGCCAGGGCCCAAUGUGGCCACCACCACAGUCAGUGAUGAUGUGUCCAUGACUUUUAUCAUCAGCAAGGAGGAUCUGAACUGCCAGGAGGAGGAGGACCCCAUGAACAAGCUCAAGGGGCAGAAGAUCGUGUCCUGCCGCAUCUGCAAUGGUGACCACUGGACCACACGCUGCCCCUACAAGGACACGCUGGGGCCCAUGCAGAAGGAGCUAGCUGAGCAGCUGGGCCUGUCUACCGGCGAGAAGGAGAAACUGCCUGGAGAGCUGGAGCCUGUGCAGGCAGCCCAGAACAAGAUGGGGAAGUACGUGCCACCAAGGCUGCGGGACGGGGCCAGCCGCCGUGGGGAGUCCAUGCAGCCCAACCGCAGAGCCGAUGACAGUGCCACCAUCCGUGUCACCAACCUGUCAGAGGACACCCGUGAGACAGACCUCCAAGAGCUCUUUAGACCUUUUGGCUCCAUCUCCCGCAUCUACUUGGCAAAGGAUAAAACCACUGGGCAGUCCAAGGGCUUUGCCUUCAUCAGCUUCCAUCGCCGAGAGGAUGCUGCCCGUGCCAUUGCUGGGGUGUCCAGCUUCGGCUACGACCACCUCAUUCUCAACGUCGAAUGGGCCAAGCCAUCCACCAGCUAAGCCAGCUGGCUCCGCUGCCGCUGUUGGGUCCCUGGCCUUAGGGCCCUGCAGCAACCGAAGGCGGCCUCAGAAAGCAGGGGACUCCGAGGGCAAUAAAAAGGCUUUAAUCAAAAAAAAAAAA